Molecule: messenger RNA, 770 nt
Organism: Cynocephalus volans (Philippine flying lemur)
Lineage: Eukaryota; Metazoa; Chordata; Mammalia; Dermoptera; Cynocephalidae
Gene: GNGT2
Product: G protein subunit gamma transducin 2
Exons: 4
Coding region: 444-653 (69 amino acids)
Biological process (GO): G protein-coupled receptor signaling pathway
Cellular component (GO): heterotrimeric G-protein complex
Molecular function (GO): G-protein beta-subunit binding
Source: RefSeq, a predicted model, not a curated record
UGGGGCGCCCGCACAGCAAAAAUGGAAAUCAGCUGAUGCAGCAGCCAGAGGAAUCUGGGCUGGACACCAGGAAGACAUAGCCAGAGGUUCCCAGAGAAAAGCUACCAAGCCUGAGAAGGGUCAUGUGUGAUGAAGACCUGCUAUACGUGCUCUGUGCCUGCAAGCAGGACAAGACAAAAUUGGCCAAGUGUAGUGUGAGGGACUGAGGUUAGACAACAAGCAAGACUUGGACUUGAGAACCCCCAGAUUCAAAUUCCAGAUUAACUUGUCGGAUUUAGGAAGCAGCAGUGGACAGAGCACUGAGCCUGACUCAGAAGACCAUCUGCUUUAUCUGAAGAUUUUCAGCUGAUGAAGAGUUAGGAGGCUCAAACACCAUCUUGUCUGGGUCCGGGACAAGUGAUUUGGAGGGCGUACUCUUCCCUGGAAGGUCUCUCCAGGGCAGGAUGGCCCAGGAGCUCAGCGAGAAGGAGCUAUUGAAGCUGGAGGUGGAGCAGCUGAAGAGGGAGAUGAAGAACCCGAGAGUCCUGAUUUCCAAAUCGGGAAAGGAAAUCAAGGAUUACGUGGAGGCCCAAGCAGGAAGCGACCCUCUUCUCAAAGGCGUCCCUGAGGACAAGAAUCCCUUCAAGGAAAAAGGCACCUGUAUGAUAAGCUGAUGGCAUCGAACUCCUCGCCCUGAGUGUCUGCCCCUCCUCAGCCAGGACCAAGUGUCCCAGGACACCCAGGGUACCAGUGAAUCCUAACCCCUCUCAGUCACAGAUGAGUAAAGAUAC